Salvia hispanica is the source of this 492-nucleotide messenger RNA. NCBI's taxonomy places the organism in Eukaryota, Viridiplantae, Streptophyta, Magnoliopsida, Lamiales, Lamiaceae. The record is from RefSeq and is a predicted model, not a curated record.
AUGGCCAACGGGACGCAGUACAACGUGGCAUACUACUUAGCCGAUGGGAUAUACCCUCGUUGGCCCGUGUUUGUCAAGACGAUCCGGCAGCCGGUUGGGCCGAAACAAUCCUAUUUUGCGGCCAAACAAGAGAGUGCUAGGAAGGACGUUGAGCGUGCUUUUGGUGUCCUCCAAUCGCGAUGGGGCAUUCUUUGGUGCCCGGUUCGACAAUGGCACGAAAAUGAUGUCGCCUCCAUCAUGUAUGCAUGUAUCAUAUUGCACAAUAUGAUAAUAGAGGACGAAGGAUAUUCUGCAGAGAAAUGGGCACCGGAAGAGGGUGCAAGUACGAGUCACGGUGUUGCAAUCGCCCCACUGCAGAUGGGUGUACCGCGUAGUGAUGCAUACUUGAUCCAACGGUUCGCCGAUAUGCGGAGGGAAACAUCACAUACGACACUGCAGGCUGAUAUGGUAGAAGAGGUUUGGAAUCGUAGGGGAGGAGGGUGUAGAGCGUGA